GGAGAGAGAGGACCGGAGGUCGUCGGAGGAGGAAGGAGACGCGAGGCAAAGUUGGAUGACAAGGGAAAGCACCACCGGCUGGAGAAAGGAAUCCACGGCCGCACUAGGCACCCCGGUGGCAGACUGGCAGUGCGUGCUCCUACUGCAAUUCGGAGCCCUGCAGCAAAAGCUCCUCAAAGCUUUCCCCCGGGCCGGGCCCCGACCAACAACAACACUUGUACCAGCGAGACCCGAGCGAGCAAGAAAGAAACCCCACUCCCAACCCCCUCCCUCCACCCACAUGGCGCUCCAGGCGCAGGCCACCGCGUCGCCGUCGCCGUCCCCCUCGCCGACGCGCGGGAGGACGGGCAGCGGCGAGUGGCCGGACGACGCGGAGAAGCUCCCCAUCGCCGCCACCGCUUCCCCGGCCCGGUCCUCGGACGCCGUCGAGCUCGUCGUCGUCGCCUCCACGCGCCACGCCGCCGCCGCCAAGUACGUGCCGCGGCGGUCCACGUCGCACACCGCCGAUCCGAACCCAGGCCGCGGCGGCGGCGGCGGCUCCGCCGGGUGGUACUCGUGGAACGGCGGACGCACCCGCACCGCGGCACCGCCGCGUCACGCUCGCGCCGAUCCGCCGCCGGCCCCGCCGCGGCGCCAGCAGCCUGUGGAGGCCCCGCCGCCCCCGCCCCCGCCCCCGCCCCCGCCUGCGCCCGCCCCGGCUCUGCCUCCUCCGGUUCCCCCUUCCCCUCCCGCCCCGGCUCAGGCUCCGGUUCCUCCUUCCGCUACCGCCCCGGCUCCUGCUCCGGUUCCGGCUCCAAGGGCCUCGUCGCCUCAUGUGCAGUUCAGGUCGGCCGACCAGGUCGUGCCAAACAUCCUGUCGCGCAAGCGCCGGGCCGCGGCGAUGCAGCGCACCGCGCUGCUGGCCAGGGGCGCCGCCGCGGGGCUCUGCCUCGCCGCGCUCGCCGUGCUCGCCGCCGACACCCGCAAGGGCUGGGCCCGUGACUCUUACAGCAACUACACCCAGUUCCGGUACUCGGAGGCCGUGAACGUGAUCGGCUUCAUCUACUCGGUGUUCCAGUUUGUCGCGCUCGUCGAGCUCAUGAGAAGGAACAAGCAUUUGAUUCCUCAUCCCAAGCGUGAUCUCUUCGACUUCACCAUGGAUCAGGUGCUAACAUACCUUCUGAUAUCGUCAUCGUCAUCAGCAACUGCUCGAGUAAGUGAUUUGAUCGACAACUGGGGGAGUGAUCCCUUCCCCAGCAUGGCGAAUGGCUCCAUCGCCAUAUCUUUCCUGGCAUUUGCAGUUUUCGCCAUCUGCUCCCUUAUCUCCGCAUACAAUCUGUUCCGCCGAGACGUGUAGCUGCUCUUUGUCAACUUGAUGCCCUUCUAUGGCCAAAGUUUUCAGUGCGGACUUCAACAUUGUGUUGUACUUGUACAUGUAUAUAUAUGUGAUGGGAACUCUAAACUUCUAGCAAUAAUAUUAUCAACAUAUUGAAGGGCA
This is a messenger RNA of Sorghum bicolor (sorghum), 1477 nucleotides long. RefSeq names its product CASP-like protein 4A1. The record is from RefSeq and is a predicted model, not a curated record. The transcript has 3 exons. NCBI's taxonomy places the organism in Eukaryota, Viridiplantae, Streptophyta, Magnoliopsida, Poales, Poaceae. The coding region runs from base 56 to 1336 and encodes 426 amino acids.